This is a messenger RNA of Antechinus flavipes (yellow-footed antechinus), 2513 nucleotides long. It is a transcript of the gene CIAO3, whose product is annotated as cytosolic iron-sulfur assembly component 3. The transcript is spliced from 11 exons. Gene Ontology annotation, biological process: iron-sulfur cluster assembly. Lineage: Eukaryota; Metazoa; Chordata; Mammalia; Dasyuromorphia; Dasyuridae. The coding region runs from base 50 to 1480 and encodes 476 amino acids. The record is from RefSeq and is a predicted model, not a curated record. Gene Ontology annotation, cellular component: cytosolic [4Fe-4S] assembly targeting complex. Gene Ontology annotation, molecular function: 4 iron, 4 sulfur cluster binding.
UGACGACAGUCCCGUCUGAGCCGGAGCGCCACCCAGCAGUGUGGCCGUCAUGGCGUCGCCUUUCAGCGGGGCAUUGCAGCUAACGGACCUGGAUGAUUUCAUUGGGCCGUCUCAGGAUUGCAUAAAGCCUAUGAAAGUUGAAAAAAAACUUGGAAAAGGCACAGCGAAGAUCCAGAUUGAAGACGAUGGGACUUAUUUCCAAGUUAAUCAAGAUGGAGGCUCUCGGAAGCUUGAAAAAGCUAAAAUCUCUCUGAAUGACUGCUUAGCCUGCAGUGGCUGCAUUACUUCAGCCGAAAGUGUCUUAAUCACCCAGCAAAGCCAUGAAGAGCUAUACAAGAUUUUAAAUUUUAACAAAAUUGCUGAGCCAAGUCAGCAAAAGCUAGUUGUCAUUUCGGUUUCACCACAGUCAAGAGCAUCAUUAGCAGCAAGAUUUCAACUGACUCCUCUAGAUACUGCCAAGAAAUUAACUUCAUUCUUUAAAAAUAGAGGAGUGCACUAUGUGUUUGACACAACCUUCUCAAGAAAUUUUAGCCUCUUGGAAAGCCAACGAGAGUUUGUACAGCGAUUUCGAAGACGAACAGAAUCCAAACAAGCCUUGCCCAUGUUGGCCUCUGCCUGCCCAGGUUGGAUCUGUUAUGCUGAGAAAACCCAUGGAAGUUUUAUUAUCCCUUACAUUAGUACAGCUAAAUCUCCCCAACAGGUCAUGGGAAGCCUUAUCAAGGAUCACUUUGCAAAGAAGCAGCAUUUAACCCCUGACAAGAUCUACCAUGUAACAGUGAUGCCCUGCUAUGACAAAAAGUUAGAAGCAUCAAGACCAGACUUUUUCAACCAAGAGUACCAAACUAGAGAUGUAGACUGUGUAAUUACCACAGGGGAAAUAUUAAGGCUGCUGGAACAAGAGGGCGUCUCUUUGUCAGAUGUGGAUCCAGCCCCUUUGGAUGCUGAGUUUAGCUCUGUUUCUGGAGAGGAGCUCUUCGGCCAUCGUGGUGGUGGUUCUGGUGGUUAUUUAGAGCAUAUAUUCCGAUAUGCUGCCCAAGAACUCUUUGGAAUCCAUGUGGAUGGAAUCACCUACAAACCUUUGAAAAACAAAGAUUUCCAAGAAGUGAUGCUAGAAAAAGAUGGUACAGUUCUACUUCACUUUGCGUUGGCAUAUGGAUUUAGAAACAUUCAGAACUUAGUACAGAAACUCAAGAAAGGAAAGUCUCCAUAUCACUAUGUGGAAGUCAUGGCCUGUCCAUCAGGCUGUUUAAAUGGUGGUGGUCAAAUCAAAGCAGAAGCUAUCUCCAGUAAGGACCUUCUCCAGCAAGUGGAAAAGCUCUAUGAGAUGGUUAGGACUGUAAUGCCCGAGACAAGUCCAGAAAUUAAAGAAUUGUAUGAACAGUGGCUUAAAGGGAAGGACUCCGAAGAAGCUGGGACAACAUUGCAUACACAGUAUCAUGCAGUAGAGAAGAUGAACACUGGUUUUAACAUUAAAUGGUAGGGAGAAGCAAUGGGUCCAGCAUGCAGUUUCUGCUUGAAGGAGUAAGAACACUGUGAAAAACAAAGGCUGCUGAAGUUGACUGAGUUUGGCCUCAGCAGAAGAAAUCCCAAGAAAGCCAUCAUUCCAACUGCUCACUAAGAAAAACAAAUUACAAGACUACUACAGUAUUGAAUCUUAGAGUUAUAUUGAGGCAAGGAGGCUUUCAGAUAAAAAUAGAAACCAGCUGAAAAGCUGGGUUUCUGGUUGGAUGGGACAGAAGACAUUUUGACAUUACAUUUUAUCUGCCCUAGAGUUUUUACCAAAAAGGUUAAAAACUCUAAACUCUCUCUUCCUCUGCCCCCUCUCCCAGCCCCAAUACCCAUUCAGUCUAGUCUUCACAUAAGUAAUUUUGUAAGCACUUCCAUAUGUUAUGUGACUUGCAUUUUUGUCACCAGCAUCUAAGAGUCCGAGGGUGGUUUCCUUGAACUCUUUGGAUGUUUGUCUCUCUUAUUUUUACACACGUAUUAGGAGAUUUUCCAAUAAUUCAAUGGUGCUAGCUUCAUUUAAAAAAAAUAUUGAUUACUAGUUAAUUGAUCCCAGAUCUUAAUGUAAAGCAAAAUGUGAGUCUGAAGUCAUUCCCUGAAAAUGUCUGUGGAUUGGGAAAGAUGAAAGUACCAGGUACAACUAAGGUUGUCUUGACAAGAAUCCAACCCUAAUUCCUUGGUAUUAUCAGGAUGUUGUAGAACACUGAAUUAAAGUCAUUUUCUUAAGUCAAAUGAUAAAUUUAGAUAUCCAAACCAUCCUGGUAUUUGAACAAAUGGCAUGUUCAAGGACUUGGGUUCAAUGUGUCAAGUACCUAACCCACUCAGAUGCCUUAAGAAUCCAUCUGUGUGCUGCUGUCUCAGGUAAAACAUAGUAUUUAUUUUUUAAAAUGCUUCAGUGACUCCUAUGGUCAUUAAAAUCUUUUUUGCUUACAUAUAAUUAUGUUCUAAAAUCUGCAUAUUGACUUAAUGAACAAUAUUAAAAAAAUCAGCCCCUGGCAUUUUUCCAUUUC